This is a messenger RNA of Geodia barretti, 271 nucleotides long. The record is from the annotation of a GenBank genome assembly. NCBI's taxonomy places the organism in Eukaryota, Metazoa, Porifera, Demospongiae, Tetractinellida, Geodiidae.
GGGGGAGCAGGAGAGGGUGUAGCUGGUGAUGACUCCAUUUUGCUGGGUGGGAGGUGGGGGAGACCAAGAGAACUCCACUUCUCUCUCUCCAGCUACUGCCCUAAACAUCUCUGGAGAUCCCGAGGGAGCUGUUAUAAAGACAAACUCAAGUAUCGGCCUCAUGAGUGCAGGAGGUCCAGAUCCCUGGCUAUUGUUAGCAGUCAGAGAACAGGAGUAGGGAGUGUUGGGAGAGAAGCCAGCCACUGAGAGAGAGCCAGAGGACUGGGAGGAA